UUCUUCACUCAGUCGCCGCGAUUUCUGAUUGUCAAAAAGAAACCCUAUAUCCCCGCUUUCUUCCCGGCCUUUUUCCAAUUCGUCUGCCUCUGGAUCCUUGCGGCGUAUUCAGGGUUUGUUCCGUCUACGUGAGGUUACGGUAAAAGACAUGCCUAGGGAGGAGAGUUCGAAAGCCACACGAAGAAACACGAGGCUUUCGUCUUCCGUGACUAUUGAGAACCCAGAGCCCAAUGAAUCCCACACACCAUCCGUUGAUGAUCUCACGUUUGGGGAAGAAGAAACAAUCACUCUGGACGCUCUUCUCUCCAACUUUCCGGGCAGACGCUCACAGAUUCUUGACCUGAUUCGCCUCAUGGGCCCAUUGGAUUCCCCUACUCUCCCGAUAAUGGUCUACGGAGACGCCUCCACCGGCAAAACCAGUGUGGUUCUUGAAGCGUUCAAGCAUCUCAACCGCCCCUUUGUUUAUUCGAGCUGCCGCACUUGUCACAGCCCUCGUAUCUUGUUCGAGUCGGUUCUGAAUCAGCUGCUGCUCCACAGGAAGUCUUCUUCGAAUGGCUAUUCCAGCGCCAAGCGAUGUGACAAGCCAUCUGAUUUCGUCAACUUGCUUCGAGAAGCACUUGGUAACGUGGUGGAAACUCUCGGCUCUACUUCCGGAAAACCCAUCACGGGGAAGAUGGUUUACCUCAUACUCGAUCACCUUGAUCUCAUCAAAGAGUGGGACAAAGGCAAUAUGAUUCUGCAGUUUCUCUUCAGUCUGUGUUCUGUUUUGAAGAUGCCUCAGCUUGGUAUAGUUCUCAUCAGCGGGUUGCCACCAGAUGUGUAUUACUCAAACAUGGGUUACACAGACCCUAUACCUGUUUACUUCCCUGAGUAUUCCGAAGACGAGCUUCGUCAGAUUUUCUUGAGAACUCAAGAUAAUAAUCUGAAACUGUACUCUGCAUUUCUCGAUGUUGUGUUGAGACCUUUCUGUAGGGUCACGAGGAGAGUUGAGGAACUUUCCACUACCUUCUCAUUAUUGUUCAGAAAGUAUUGUGAACCGCUUGAUGAUUUAGGGAUUUCACCCAAUGAAGACCUGAAGAGAAGGCUGUAUAGCCAUCUUAAACCGCAUAUAGCUUCAUGUUUAAAUGAGGUGUUCCGGGUCUCAAGUCACCUUCAUGAUGGCGACACCAGAGGCGAGAGAAAGCAGAAAUCGAGCUACAGUUCUGAAAACCGUGACGAGCUUGAUACAUUGGACUUGCAUAUGUCUACUUCAGCCAAGUAUCUUCUUAUCGCGGCGUUUCUGGCUUCAAGAAACCCAGCAACGCUAGACGCCUCGAUGUUUGACUCCACAGGGGGCAUGGAUAAUCGUAAAAGAAAGCGGAAGGCCUCUGAGAAAUCGAUGGAGAAGAAGGAAAUUGCAGAGCAAGAAGCAGUCAUGAAAGGGCCUGGAAGCUUUCCACUUGAGAGACUAUUGGCGAUAUUCCAGUGUAUUGCCUCUGUAGGAGAUUCUUCACUUGGCGAAGAGGAAGGAGGAGAAGACGAAGGAGAAGAAGCGACGGGUUACGACAAAGAGAAUAACAAUCUGAUGUCAUGUGUUCUGCUUCAAGUGUCAAGUCUUUGUGAUGCAAACUUUAUAACCAAAAGUGGAAGCUGUCCACUAGAAGGUUCUAUUAGAUACCGUUCCAUGGUGUCUGAAGAUCUGGCUCUGAAGGUUGCGAGAAGCCUCAGCUUUCCACUGGCCAAGUACUUGUACAGAAGAUAAUAUGUGAAAUUCAUAAGUUUUUGAGUAAGAAACUUACGGUUACACCAAAGUGUGCUCUUCUCUUGCAUUGUAGAAUUUAGCGAAUGAUUAUUGCAUCAGAGACUUUAUAGAUGAGAAGCAAUCUCUCAGAUAGCUAUAUGGUCUGUAAAUUAUCUGUGGAUGAUCUACUUUUUUGUGUGCGUGUAAACUUAGCUUUUAGCCAACUCAAUAGAGGAAGCAGAGAAAUACAGAUUUACUGGAAAUAAUUAAUGUUAAAAGGCCUUAAA
Molecule: messenger RNA, 2007 nt
Organism: Thlaspi arvense
Lineage: Eukaryota; Viridiplantae; Streptophyta; Magnoliopsida; Brassicales; Brassicaceae
Source: the annotation of a GenBank genome assembly